This is a messenger RNA of Chara braunii, 1614 nucleotides long. The record is from the annotation of a GenBank genome assembly. NCBI's taxonomy places the organism in Eukaryota, Viridiplantae, Streptophyta, Charophyceae, Charales, Characeae.
GAUCGGCCCAUCCACCACGAGAUCAUCCUCGAGGAUGGGGCCGUACCUCCGCGUGGUUGCAUCUACCGCAUGAGCGAGGAAGAGUUAAGUGUGCUAAGGGCACAACUCGACGACUUUCUCGAGAAAGGCUGGAUUCGACCUAGCUCUUCGCCAUACGGUGCUCCCGUUCUCUUCGUCCGGAAGAAGAACAAGGAAUUGCGGUUGUGCAUCGGUUAUCACAAGCUCAACGCGCAAACCGUCAAGAACGCCAGCCCGCUUCCGCACAUCGACGACCUCCUCGAACGACUGGGCGGCGCCAAGUUCUUCUCCAAGUUUGACCUCAAAUCGGGAUAUCACCAACUCGAGAUCCGGCAGGAGGACCGCUACAAGACCGCGUUUAAGACGCGAUAUGGGCAUUUCGAAUGGCUGGUUAUGCCUUUUGGCCUUACGAAUGCCCCGGUCACAUUCCAAGCGGCUAUGACAACGGAGUUCCGACACAUGCUGGAUAGAUUCGUACUCAUCUAUCUCGACGACAUUUUGGUGUACAGCCGGAGUUUGGACGAGCAUGUGGAGCACCUGCGCACUGUUUUGGAGCGGCUACGACAAGCCAAGUACAAAGCCAACCGCGACAAAUGCGAAUUCGCGCGCCACGGCGUGCCGGAAGACAUCGUCAGUGACCGAGACACUUGCUUCAUGUCGACAUCUUGGACUGCUCUCAUGCAGGAAUCCGGCACGAAGAUGAAACCAAGUUCGGCUCGGCAUCCACAAACGGACGGGCAAACGGAGCGGGCACAUCAAACUGCUCAAAUGAUGCUUCGUACGCUCAUCCGCCCGGAUCAGAAGGAUUGGGUUGACCGCCUCCCCGACAUCGAGUUCGCCUACAACACUUCGUUGCAUCCGGCGAUCGGCGUGACUCCAUUCGAGUUGCACCACGGUGGCCGGAAAGGUCAUAUCUUCGCUGAUCUUCUCCUCCCACGAACAACCGAUAUAGAGGUUGCUUGCUCCCCCGCUUCUGUCCGGAAGUACAGGGAAUUGUUGGCUCAAGCCCGCACGAACAUGCAAAAGGUUCAAGUCCGCAUGCAGCAGCAAGCCAACAGGCAUCGCGUGCCAUGUCCCAUCCGCGCCGGUGAUCUGGUGUGGGUCUUCGCGGAAGAGUUUGCACUUGAACAGGAUGUUUCACACAAACUGCUUCCCAAGUGGUUUGGACCAUGGCCCUUAACAUCAGCCGCGGGCGAUGAGCCCAAUGGCCCCUCAUUUGUGAUCAACAUCCCCCCGCAUCUGACGGUCCAUCCAGUCUUUCACGCCUCGAAGCUGGCAACCUAUACACCAGCUAAGAGCGACGAUUUCCCGGGCCGACGAUCGCAGGACCCUCCAACUAUGGAUGGUCAUCAGGAAGUUGACCGCGUCAUCACGGAUCGCAAGUACGGCAGCAAGCCUCGACUGUACAAAGUUACAUUCAAAGCAUGCGAUCCCGACGACACUCGAUGGAUUUCAGGAACAGAUUUGAAAGCAUCCGCACCGCUGAUCUACGCUCACUACGAGCAACAAAGGUUAGCUUAGGGAACUUCACGAUCUGCCCCUCCCACCCGGACUGUGGUCCCUCCCUCAGACAGACAGCUUCGCCCUCGCAGGUAA